This is a messenger RNA of Camellia sinensis, 1092 nucleotides long. The record is from RefSeq and is a predicted model, not a curated record. NCBI's taxonomy places the organism in Eukaryota, Viridiplantae, Streptophyta, Magnoliopsida, Ericales, Theaceae.
AGAUCUCCGCAGAAGAAGAAUUUAACAUCGAGAAGUUGCAAUUGGUAGAAGCAGAGUUUGCUGAGGUCAUAUUCGAAUCAUUGAUAUGAUUAGCAUAUACCCCACACUGAAGCUCCUCAUGAAGCUCCAAUCCUUUCAAGUGGUUAUGGUUGAGAAAAUGGGACUUCCUGAUGGAUUGGAUUCUGGUACAUCUAAAGGUUAUGGUGAUGUUCUACGUUGUUGUCGGACGUGGAGUAAGAUUGAAAGACGGAUUGCCACUCUUGAGUUUGACCGUGAUAGGAAAUCGAUGGGAGUUAUAGUGAGUUCCAGCUCAAGAAGAAAGUCAUUGCUUGUAAAGGUUUUACACCAUAUUCUGUCAAGAUUUGACACACUUUUAGGAAAAUGAGCUUUUGCAUCAAAGUAAAGGGAGCAUUUAAUGCCAGAAAUCAAACCUUUUGCAUCAAAGAAAAGAGCUUGAAGUCACUUCUUGGGACUCCAUAUGCCAGGUGACAGAUGGAUCUAGUGGCAUUCACCAGGCUUCUUCACAAACACAUCAGAGAUCCUCUUUUGGAAGUCAUGAAAUGCAACCUUUUAAUUGGGGUAAGUAUUUCACUUAUAUAUAUAUUUCAUGGAAUAGAAAAAUCAAUAUUUUUCUCUUUUUUAAUGUCAUUUUCAUGUUUCAAGUAAGUCACCAUUACAAAUUUUAAUAUCAACAUCAAACUCUAAUAUGAAAUAAAAAAAUAGACCCUUGGAUGUUUUUGUUGGUUGGUUGAUUAGUGGCUGCUACAAACCCAACCUUUGGCAUUGUUUGCAUGAAGUGGCUGCCCUCAGAUUAUAAUCUACAGUCCAAGCAUUUACCAUUCCACAAAGCAAUUUUCCAGAUAUGUGGUAUCUACGUAUGUGUAUACAAACAGUGUAAAAGCAUACGUACCUGUAUAUAAGCAGUGUAAAAGCAUACAUGAAUGAAAUGGUAGGUCUAUCCCAGAACUUUCGGAAUUCAUGUCAAAUUGAAUAUAGAUUGAGCUUUGAUCACUGUAGCACAUAUACAAAGAAUGAGCAUGAGAUACAUAUAUUACUCAGCAAUGUUACGGUAGGGGUGGGCAUAGAUUGCUC